This is a messenger RNA of Camelina sativa (false flax), 2043 nucleotides long. The record is from RefSeq and is a predicted model, not a curated record. NCBI's taxonomy places the organism in Eukaryota, Viridiplantae, Streptophyta, Magnoliopsida, Brassicales, Brassicaceae.
AUGAGUAAAGCAUAUGAUAGAUUGGAAUGGGAUUUCAUUGAAGCAGCAUUAAAACAAAUGGGUUUCCAUCCUACCUGGGUCAACUGGAUCAUACAGUGUGUUUCCACAGUCUCAUACUCCUACCUCGUUAAUGGCCAGGCUCAAGGUAUAGUGAACCCUCGGCGUGAAAUCCGACAGGGCGACCCGUUGUCACCAUACUUAUUCAUCAUUUGUAGCGAGGUGCUAUCGGGGCUGUGUCUAAAAGCUCAGAGUCAAGGAAACUUACUAGGCCUACGAGUGGCUAAAGGAAGCCCUAGAGUGAAUCAUCUCUUGUUUGCAGAUGACACAAUGUUUUUCAUCCGGUCUGACUACCACAGUUGCAUGACACUCCGACGCAUCCUGCAAAAAUAUGAAGCUGCAUCUGGUCAAAAGAUAAAUCAAGCAAAGUCGUCUAUCACUUUCUCAGCAAAAACUCCCGCAAGUGCAAAAGAGCUAGCCAAAAAUAUCCUCGAAAUCCAAAAGGAGGGGGGUCAGGGGAAACUAACAAUGCUGAAAUCUGUCCUCACAACUAUGCCAACCUACACCAUGUCCUGUUUCCAGCUUCCUGCAUCACUCUGUAAGAGGAUCCAAUCAGCUCUCACGCGCUUUUGGUGGGACAAAAACACAGAAAAGAAGAAGAUGUCAUGGAUUGCUUGGAGAAAACUAGCAAAGCCCGCAAAAAUGGGAGGUUUAGGACUCAGAGAUAUAAAGCUUUUUAACAAGGCCCUUCUGGCAAAACUAAGCUGGCGAAUCCUCACCAACCCACAGAGUCUAUUGGCGAGAGUACUAAAAGGCAAAUACUGUAAGGACUUAUCUUUUUUGGAUUCCUCUGCCCCAAACUCUGCCUCUCAUGGAUGGAAAAGCAUCUGCAUAGGCAAAGACCUCCUCAAGAACAACCUUGGAGUUUUAGUGGGCUCCGGAGAUUGUACUCGGCUGUGGAGAUCCCCCUGGCUAUCCUUAUCUUCUCCACUAGCUCCAAUGGGACCUCCAACGAAAGCCACUCAACAUCUUACGGUUGCGGAUCUGAUAAUUCCUGGAACCAACGAAUGGAAUUCAAAUCUCAUUAGAAACAUCCUCCCUAUGUACGAAGAUGUGAUCAAAAAGAUUAAACCAAGUGGACAGGGGGCAAGAGAUACCUGGGCUUGGCUACCAACAAAAGAUGGCCAAUACUCAGCAAAAUCAGGUUAUUUUGAGACAAAACUGCUCAUCUGGAAAGCUGUGCAAAAUGCUCUCCCGGUUGGGGUAAACCUGAAGUACAGAAAUAUCACGGAUUCUGCUGUCUGCCCCCACUGCAGUGAAGAGGAAUCAGUCCUCCAUCUCCUCUUCCUGUGUCCCUACGCAAAAAGCAUUUGGUCAGCUGCUCCAUUUCAAACAAAACCACACCUAGAGUCGAUCAAGGAUGUCAACCAAGGAAUUGAAAAGGUAAAUAAUCUCUUAUGCUUACCUCCAACAGGCAUCGGAUCUGGCCCGCUAGCUCCAUGGAUAAUCUGGUCAAUCUGGACAGCGAGAAACCAGUUGAUCUUUAGCAAGAAACAAAUCCCAGGCGAGGAAGCCUUGCACCUUGCUAUGAUCAGAGCAAAAGAAUGGCAGGCUGCGCAAAUCCCAGCCCUGUCCCCCCCCCAGGACCCCCAAAGCAGUGAUCAAACCUCCGAACCCCCCCGGGACAUACCAAGAUUCGGCUGGAUCAUUAAAAACGCAGAAGGACAGGUUACAAUCCGGGGAACCGCAUCCUCAUCCCACAUAAACUCCCCUUUGAUGGCUGAAGCGGCAGCAACUCUAAUCGCGAUUAGAGUUGCGAUCGAAUCGGGCAUCGACUCUAUCGCCUUCGCUUCCGACUCUCAAAUGUUAGUCAAAGCACUGAAUCAGAAGCUCCAGAUCAAGGAACUUCACGGGACUCUACACGAUGUCUUCGCUCUAUCUGCAUCUCUCAAUUUCGUCUCUUUCAACUUUAUUUCUCGUACCCUAAAUCGCCAAGCUGAUGCUUUGGCAAAGAAAGCCCUUGGGCUUCUUUGUAACAACACUUAA